AUGCACCACGCUGCCGCCAUGGUUUUCCAGGAGAACAACAAGAGAUCGCUGUUCCUGGGAUCGUUUGUCCAAGUCGGAGCCGGCAUAGAGAGAUUGAUGAUCCAGAAUAGCGACGGGGCCGGCGAAGACGAGUCUAUGGAAAUAUUCGAUCUUGCAGGUAACCAACACAGUGAUAACAUGCCCAGCGAAACCGUCAAGCAGAUGUACAACGCGUCUGCUGAAGAAAUCAGGAAUACCACUCCAAAAUAUAUAUCAUGCUGUAUGAAAUUUGUGAUAAAGGAACAUGUAGAAAUGAUUCCGGACAUACUCACUGUGAUAGAAAAAAUGACAAAAGACGAAGACAAGCUGAUGCGGUUCGACACUGUCUGUACUGUUGGUUAUUUAUGCACGGUUUUUCACCAACACGAGGACCUCAGAUCUUACAUACAUUCUUUCUUACUCCCAGCUAUUAUCAAAGCAUUAUCUGAUCCAGCAGAACAGGUAAUAAUGCGUGCUCAGAUGGUUCUCACUUACAUUAUAAGUAAAGGUGUGAUCAACAGCAAGACCAUUGAAGACAUUGUGUGUCCAGCACUUAUAUUAGCAGCCAAUUCCACAGAUGAUCUCCAUGUACAAAAUAACAUUGUUACGUUAGUAGGAAAAAUUGUUCUGAAAAUAAAUGACAAUGUCCUGUGCAAAACUGUAUUGCCAUUCUUAAUCAACAAAAGCCAUAGUGAUUGUAUAUAUGUCAGACUCGCGGCUUUAUUGAGUUUUCCUGAACUUGGCCAUGCAUUGGAUAUAGACCAUAAAAUCAAAGUAUUGUUGCCUCGUUAUUUCGAAAUGUGUAAUGAUCGUGUGGGCACUAUUCGGAAAACAUGUGCUGAUAUUAUUACUCCAUUAUCAGUAUGUUGCGAUGAUGCUUUGAGGCAAGGGCCAAUUACUGAUGCAGCUGGACGAUUACUUAGUGACAGUUGUAAAUUUGUGCGGCAGACAGCUUUAGAAAACUUAGGUCCAUUGAUCACUACAUAUGCAAGUCCUGCUGUUACAUCAUUGGUCACUACACGCACUUUAAUUCUGAUGAUGGUCAGCAAUUUCACUGAUGAUUUACAUUAUAUUACUAUGAAAUGUCAAACAAGUCAAGAAUAUUUUAAAGCUACAGAAUUGUUAAUGGAUCGAGAAAAACCCUGGUCAAAUGAAACGACAAUGAAAAAUGAUAAUAAAUUUUGGGUUGCUGAUUAUAAUGUUAAGACUGAAUCUGAAGAAUUAUAUAGCACUUUUGCAUAUUGGAGAGAACCCAUCUGUGAUACAAAAUCAUCUUUUAGUUUUGAAAAUGAUUGUGAUGAUAGGGAAUCUGAGGUUGAACGACUUCAAACCAUGAUACCAAAUAAGUUAUGGUAUGUGCCAAUGAAUAACAAUUCUAAUUUAAAUUGCACUGAAAUGAAAAAAUCUGAGUUUGAAGUAAAACCGAUUUUAGAGGAAGGCAAUGCAGAUUCUAAACCUUCAGCUACUGAACAUAAUGGCCGUGAUCUUGUUGUACCUGCAUUACUGCUUGAUCAUUAUGCUGACAUGGCUGGUGCAUUUGACGACAGCGAUCUUGCAUCUCAAUGUGCAUGUAUGUUACCCGCCGUGCUUGUUACUAUAGGUCCUACCCACUGGCCAUUGCUCCGACAUACUUACUAUGUUUUAGCUUCACACAGAUCUUGGAAAGUUAGAAGAAAGGCUGCAUCUUAUAUACAUAAAUUGGCCAUUUACAUUGGUGAAGAAGCUACAUCCAGAGAUCUCUUACCAAUAUUUGAGUCUCUUGUAUUAGAUUUAGACGAAGUACGAUCUGGUGCUAUAGACAAUUUUGCUGCUUUUCUUAAGAUGUUAUCAGUCACUGUACGUAGUGAUUUGGCGCCUAUGAUGUGCCGUUUUUUGAAAACUGAUUAUGAAUGGAACUGGCGUUUCCGACAAAAUUUCUGCGAACAAUUAGCGGAGUCUUUACACUUAUUUACACCACUCGAUAUGUAUCAUCAUAUACAUGAGGUGUGUUUGUCCCUACUCAUGGACAGAAUAUCAUCUGUGCGUCAGUCUGCUUUAUCGCUGGUUCCUGAAUUAUUGGUGGUACUUAAUAAAAAUCUAAGUCUAAAACGAUUGAUGUUGAAUGAACUAGUUACACGUUUUGGACGAGCAGACUUGUGGAGUAGACGACAAAUGUUUGCCCAAAUAUGCUCUUACAUAUUGAACUAUGGUGACCGGUGUCUAUCUACGGUAGAUUUCAAUAAUGAAUUAAUGCCUUGUUUGCUAAACUUGGGUUCUGACCGUGUACCAAAUGUUCGAUUAAUGGUAGCCAAGACUCUAUAUACACAAGUUGCUAACAACUCGGUGUUUAUGGAUUUACAAAAUCCUCAACAUAAUGUACUUACUGAAACCUUGACAAGGUUAAGAAGAGAUGAGGACCGGGAUGUUCGUUACUUUGCUGAUAGCAACCGGGGCUUUGGUAUUAGUGCCAAUUAG
Messenger RNA from Macrosiphum euphorbiae (potato aphid), 2472 nucleotides. Lineage: Eukaryota; Metazoa; Arthropoda; Insecta; Hemiptera; Aphididae. The record is from the annotation of a GenBank genome assembly.